Molecule: messenger RNA, 720 nt
Organism: Nematolebias whitei (Rio pearlfish)
Lineage: Eukaryota; Metazoa; Chordata; Actinopteri; Cyprinodontiformes; Rivulidae
Product: microtubule-associated protein 2
Biological process (GO): neuron projection development; microtubule cytoskeleton organization
Cellular component (GO): neuron projection
Molecular function (GO): microtubule binding
Source: RefSeq, a predicted model, not a curated record
GUCAUGAUCCCAAGUGUGAAGCUGGACUUUAGCCACAUCCAGUCUAAGUGUGGCUCCCUGGAUAAAGUCCAUUACAUGGCAAGCGGGGGAAAUGUUCAAAUCCAAACUAAGAAGAUCGACUUGAGUCACAUCACCGCCAAAUGUGGCUCCAUGUCCAACAUUCACCACAGACCAGGGGGAGGCAAUGUGCGAAUUGAGAGCGUGAAGCUGGAUUUCAAAGACAAGGCCAUCCCCAAGGUUGGCUCCCUGGAUAAUGCCAGCCACACUCCCGGAGGAGGGAAUGUCAUGAUUGAGAGCCAUAAGCUGAGUUUCCGUGAAUCGGCCAAAGCUCGCGUGGACCACGGCGCAGAGAUCGUCGUCACCCAUUCCCCGGAGAUGGAGACGGGAGGCACCUCUCCUCGCCUGUCCUCCACCGGAAGCAUCAACAUGACGGAGUCGCCCCACCUGUCCACCCUGGCGCAGGACGUCACCGCUGCCCUGGCCAAGCAGGGUUUAUGAGCUCUGGACACGAAUAAAAAAAAAUAAAAAAUUCCUAGCGGUCACUCCUUUUUCCAAUUUUCGUCACUCGCUCCGAAGCUUCCGGUAGUUUUUGUUUUCAUGGCCACGUGAACCCUCACAAGUUCUGAACUGUCUCUGUCAACUGGCUCCUUUUGAAAAAGUGAACUUGGAAAAAAUAUUUCACUCCUCAGAAGGGGAAAAAAAAAAAAAAAGGGAAACUUC